Messenger RNA from Fusarium tjaetaba, 1398 nucleotides. RefSeq names its product catalase isozyme P. The transcript is spliced from 8 exons. Gene Ontology annotation, molecular function: catalase activity; heme binding. Lineage: Eukaryota; Fungi; Ascomycota; Sordariomycetes; Hypocreales; Nectriaceae. The coding region runs from base 1 to 1398 and encodes 465 amino acids. Gene Ontology annotation, cellular component: peroxisome; cytoplasm; mitochondrion. Gene Ontology annotation, biological process: response to hydrogen peroxide; hydrogen peroxide catabolic process. The record is from RefSeq and is a predicted model, not a curated record.
AUGAACAAUCCCAUCUCGACUCUUGCCAAUGGGCAACCGAGUGAAAAUCCAGGAUCGGUCCAACAAGUUCGCUACGGAAAAACCAACGGAGGGCUCAUCGUCUUGAGCGACACGCAAACCAUCGAAGUACUCGCUCACUUUGCUCGUGAACGCAUUCCAGAGAGGAGCGUACAUGCAAAGGCCGCCGGCGCCUUUGGCGAAUUCGAAGUCCUCGAAGACAUCUCCCAUCUCACCGACGCAGACUUCCUGACGGGAAUUGGCAAAAAGACCAAGUUACUCACGCGAAUCUCGACUGUAGGUGGCGAGAAGGGAUCUAGCGAUACCGUGCGUGAUGUUCGUGGCUGGGCAACCAAAUUCUACACCGAAGAGGGUAUCCAGGACUUUGUUUUCAACGACCUGCCCGUGUUCUUCAUCCGAGAUCCAAUCAAGUUUCCGUCCAUGAAUCGCAGUCACAAGAGACAUCCCCAGACCAAUGUUCCUGAUAACACCAUGUUUUGGGACUUUCACCUGAACAACCCAGAAGGUAUCCAUGCUCUGAUGCACCUCUUUGGACAGCGUGGUAUUCCUGCGUCGCUGAGAAACAUCAACGGCUUUAGUGUUCAUACCUAUACCCUCAACAAGGCGGAUGGUAGCUAUGUCUACGUCAAAUGGCACUUUCGCCCAGACGACGGAAUCAAGACUAUGGAUGCAGACACAGCUCAGCGACUAGCAGGCUCCGAGCCUGACUACCACGUUAAAGAUCUCUUCAAAGCGAUCGAGAAAGGUGAUUUCCCGUCUUGGGGUGUUUACAUUCAGGUUAUGCAACCUGAUGAAGUUAAGGAUGCGCCGAUUGAUGUUUUUGAUGACACGUAUACUUGGCCUUUUGAGAAGUAUCCUCUCAGGCUUGUUGGUAGAAUCACACUUAACAAGAAUCUCAACAAUUACUUCCAAGAUUUGGAGCAGGCGUGCUUCUCGCCCUCGAACAUGGUUCCUGGCAUUGGACCAGUCGGGCCCAAUUACUUUCAACUCCCCUGCAACAAACCCAUCAACAAAGUCUACGCCCCAUAUGUCCGCGACGGCCCAGGCACCAUCAACGGUAACUACGGAGGCGACCCAGACUAUGUCGGCUCAGAGCUUCGCCCCGUGAGCAUGAGCAAACGAGUCCAAGUGCCUACCCACGAGGAUUGGUCUGGCCAUGUCACCGCUUUCGCAACGUCGAUCACCGAUAAGGACUUUGAGCAGCCUAGAGCGCUGUGGAAGAUUAUUUGCAAAGAGCCAAAGGGCAAAGAGCAGUUCUUGCAUAACAUUCUUCCGACCGUGGGCGAUAUCCCCGAUAAAAUGAAGGAUCAGGUGGUUGAAUAUUUCGGUCGCGUUGAUGGGGAUCUCAAGGCUUGUCUAAAAGAAGGUCUUUCCAAGUAA